Molecule: messenger RNA, 2593 nt
Organism: Erpetoichthys calabaricus (reedfish)
Lineage: Eukaryota; Metazoa; Chordata; Cladistia; Polypteriformes; Polypteridae
Gene: ccdc61
Product: coiled-coil domain containing 61
Exons: 13
Coding region: 320-2113 (597 amino acids)
Cellular component (GO): centrosome
Source: RefSeq, a predicted model, not a curated record
UCUGCGAACGGUUUCGCCAAUCAGAAGUGUCGUAGGGCGGGGCCACUAACUCCCGGUUGUUCCCCCGCUCGCAUCAACAGAAGCAACGGACAGAAAGAAAGGAGGAGGCGGAGGAGGAGCGACACUGUGCUGUUGGUUUUGAAUAUUCUUAACUACUAUUACGUUUAAUUCAAGGUCUAUAGGGUUUUAAUUUGUGAUAUAACUAAGCGGUGCAUCAACAAGAUUUUGGGUUUCGAAGAAGGCAGGCUGACCUUUCCACAUUGCAUCUCUUCACUUUGACGGUGGCCUGCCCCACACAGGUGGAAGGGGCCUGCAGUGGAUGCUUGGAAGAAUGGAAACUGUGCAGAAAGAAUUUGUGUUCCAAGGGACAAAAUACUCCAUCUUGGUGUCAUGGGGAGAGGACUUGUUGGAGGUGGAAGUGUCGAACACAGUUACCACGGAGCAGUGGGGGGCUGAAUUUAGCCCUGAGUAUAUCGAGAACCUGACCCGAAAAACGGGCAAUUUCAAGGAGUUUGCAAUCUUUUGCAACAUGUUGGUGUCUGCCGUCACAAAGUCCUGUGAAUCGGUGACCCUUCAGCUUUUGACAUUCGAUGAUCUGCAACAACUGCAUAAGAAAAAAGCAUCCCAUUCAGAAUGUGUCCGGCCGCUAGUCAAGUCUCCGGCCCUCAACAUGAAGCGAUACUUCAUUUUAAUCUACUCUGUGGAGUUUGACAGAAUUCACUACCCGCUACCACUAGCAUUUUAUGGAAAGCUGGACCCAGUUCUGCUUCAAAGGGAAAAUCGCAGAUUGCGGUCUCAACUAACAGAAUGGAUGUCGAAUGAGGGACCUGAUACCAGAGAUGGGGAUAUGCAUCGUCUUCAAGCAGAAGUGGAGCAGAUGCGUCAAGAAAAGGCCCUCCUAACAAGGGAACUGGAGCUCCUGCGAUCAGAAUCAUCCCAGCCACGCCGGGAUCCCCGAUCCAUGAAGGUAUUGAAGGAUAUGGUGAGAAUUCUCGAGGAACAACUUUUACAGGAGCGCAACAAACACCAGCGUUCAGCCAGCAAGAGAGAGCAGGAGUACAACAUGCUACUAGAUGAGAUUGAAGACCUGAAAGCAUCUGAGAGAAAACUGAAAAGUCGAGUGAAGAGUCUCACCAGUGAACUGGCCAUAUAUAAAAAAAGGGUAAGUCUUGUAACAAUUUUUGCAUGGUUUCCUGCUAGAAGCAAAAAAAGUGAGAACCACUCUGCUCAAACAUCUAAGUGGGCUACCAGUUUGUAUGAUUUGCUGACUUUGUGUGAUAUCUUAACUUGUAUUUUGGUGGUUUCUCAGUGUAAUCCUUCUGAAGCAAAUGUUGUUCGAUCUUACAGGAGGGUAACUCCAGUGGGGCAACCUCGUUCAGGCUCUGUUUUGGGGUCGGACCACAGCCAAGGAGAAGAAAGACGGUCCACGUCAAAUGAGAGGAGUGCUGGCCACAGGCUACGCUCACAAAGCCGAUCGCACUCCAGAGGGCGGAAUGAGCAGUGGGGGCAACGGAAUCAAAGAAUUGGCUCAAGAGAAAGGUCAAGCUCGCGGGAAAUGCAGAGUUCUGCUGAGAAACGGUUGAAGGUGCCCAGACAGUCCCCUUCGCCUUCAGCAAGAAGACCUCCACGGUUUGACCCCACUGCAUAUGUAAAAGACAAAGCACGCAAACAGAUGGAGACAGAGACGAGGAACCAACGGAAAGUGCUGAGGGACAUGCUGUCAUCCCCCAGCAGUGCACAGAGGGGCCGGACUUUCUCGAGAGCCACACGGCCGGCAGGUAGGAGUGUCGGCUCUGCACGAAGCUCCUCUGCCGAAACACUGCGGAGCAGGCAGUCUUCAGCCAGCUCAAUGUCGGAGACGGAGGAUCUCUCUGGGCCUUUUCCCUCCAAGUCAACGUCAAGGAACAGAAAAAAGAAGCAUCCUUGCAAUUCAGGACUGGGAAAUGGCUGCAUAUUGCCAGGUAGCCGGUCCAAGGCCAAGAAGAGGAUGUCAAGCACUCCAAACAGGAUAAACAAAGCCAGCGACAAAGAGAACUCCUAUGAAUUGUCAGAUAUUGAUGCUCGCUUAAUGACUGUUAGAGAAUACCUGAGAAACAUGGAGGCUCGCUGCUAGCAGUCCAGGGCAGGACCACACCACACCACAUUGCACUGUAAGGGUGUCCAGUGGUCCGGUUGGUGGGGCAGCUGCCAAGGACCUCCCAUUUUCUAGUACGCCUGUCUGUCUGAAGUUCAGCUUGUUUUUUCGGUCUAACGGGCUGCUUUGAACAAGCCGAACGGACAGUGAGGCAGCUUUUGACUUGGAAAAAAGUUCCUCUUUGAGAUGGGUGGGCUUUAUUUUUAAUUAUGACAUUUGGUUAAUUUAAUCUGUUGAUUUACUUUUAUUGUAUAUAUUUUUUAUCCAGAUCACACUGAUAUUGAGAACUUUGCAGAAGUUAUUUUCAUAUUUAUUUUUCUUCUGUAUUCUGUUUGGUAUAGUUUUCAAAAUAUCCAAGCCUUAAAUGUCACCUGUCCUGCAGUAUUGUGCAGUCAAAUCAGAGUGUUAACUCUCCUUGACAACUACUAGGGAAAUCUAAAUAAACUAUAGGAUGUGUCA